Lucilia sericata (common green bottle fly) is the source of this 699-nucleotide messenger RNA. Its product is annotated as protein D2-like. The transcript has 2 exons. Bases 55 to 582 code for a protein of 175 amino acids. Lineage: Eukaryota; Metazoa; Arthropoda; Insecta; Diptera; Calliphoridae. The record is from RefSeq and is a predicted model, not a curated record.
ACUAUAAUUGUACACGCGAUCGAAUGAACAGUGUGCAAUAGAGAAAUUUAAAAAAUGGACACAAGUGGAAUUAUACCUGAUAUUAUUGACAGUAAGCCUGCAACUAUUGCCCGCGUGACUUAUGGUGAUAGUAGUGUUACCUUAGGAAACGAAUUACAACCAAGGCAAGUUAAAGAUCAGCCUGAAGUUACAUGGAAAGCAGAGGAGGGAUCAUUGUACACUUUAUUAAUGGUAGAUCCAGAUGCACCAUCACGGGAAACGCCAACAUAUAGAGAAAUUUUGCAUUGGCUCGUGAUCAAUAUACCGGGAUGUAAACUUUCUGAAGGACAAGUCGUUGCGGAAUACAUUGGAUCGGGACCUCCAGAAGGUAGUGGCUUACAUCGCUAUGUUUUCCUCGUUUUUAAACAAACACAAAAAAUUUCAACAGAUACGUUUAUUUCAAAUAAAUCUCGUGAGGGUCGUUUGAGCGUAAAGACCCGCGAUUACAUUGCCAAUUAUAAGUUGGGGGAUCCUGUUGCUGGUAAUUAUUAUCAGGCCCAAUAUGAUGACUAUGUGCCAAUCUUGAAAGCACAACUAAAUUAAUACACACAUUGUUGUUGAGUAAAACAUAUUUUAUUAUAUCUUUUAUUAUAUAUUUUAAUUUAUAUCCCACAACAACAGUAAUUUGGAUAUUUUUAUAUUAAACCGUUUGCAAGAAGA